GCCAGACUGACGGCAGCAGACUGCUCAAUUACGUUGUCUUUUCGUGUAAAGGAAGAGAGGAGAGAGGGGGAGAGGGGAGAGGAAGAGCGAGGGACAGUCCGAGAGAGAGGAAGAGAGCAAGAGCAAGGGGCAGGCAGAGACGCCACGGCCAUGUGAGGGAGAGCAGAGCAGUGCUACCUGAGGACUGGUGGGAAUGGACGGGCAGGUGACACACAGGCUGGAGGAGUACCUGCAGCCCUCAGAGGAUGGGGAUGAACGCGUCAACAUACCCGUGGAGGAAAUGAAGGCCUAUUACAGGCUCUCACAGGCCCUUAACUGGCUGCACGAUGAUGUCCUGCAGCAGGAGAGCAGUCCCAUCCGUGCUGAGGACAUUGGCCCUGACCUCAGGAAGCAGUUUGCCUUCCUUCCAGGAGGCCGGAGCCACAGUGGCAGCCCCAUCAUUGUGUUCCCAGAGUUCCCAGCCUUCAGCGAGCUCUCCGAGUGCGAGUUCCACAAUGUGCUGACCUACCUGACCAGCGUACCCAGCCUCACUGCUGCAGCGGUUGGCUUCGUCCUGGUCAUCGACCGCCGACUGGACAAAUGGACAUCUGUGAAGGGGACCCUGCUGCGGAUUGCGACCUCAUUCCCAGGGAAUCUACAGCUGGUACUGGUGCUGCGCCCCACAAGUUUGUUCCACCGCACCUUUUCGGAUAUUUAUUUCAAGCUCAACAAGGAUGACUUCAAGAUGAAGGUUCCGGUGAUCAUGCUGAGCUCGGUCACUGAGCUCCACAGCUACAUCAACCGGACCCAGUUGACACAGGAGCUGGGCGGAACCCAGGAGUACUGUCAUGAGAAGUGGAUAUCGCACCGAACUGCCAUUGAGGGCUUUGCUCUGAUGGUUAAAAAGACUGCCCAGGCGCUGCAGUCCUUUGGGACAGAACUGGCGGAAACUGAGCUUCCUAAUGACAUCCAGGCCACCAACAGCCUCCUGGAAAGCCACACAGAGAAGAAAGACAGAAUGAAGGAGGAUCUCAUGGAUGCCCUGAGCCAGGGGAACACACUGCUGGAGAGCAUCAAUGAGCCACUGGUGAGGGACCCAGAUUACAGAAUGAACCAGGAUGAGCUGGAGAACCUGUCCACAGUGCAGAGACUGCUUUCGCAGCUAGAUGAGACAGAGGCGGCAUUUGACGAGUUCUGGGGACGCCAUCAGACCAGGCUGGAAGAGUGUCUGCAGCUUCGACAUUUCGAACACAGCUUCCGGGAGGUUCGUGCCCAACUUGACCAGCUGGCAGAGCACCUAAAGUCGCCUUCUCUCUCAGAGGCUGGGCUCAGCCCAGCCCAUUUGGAGCACGCUCUGAGGGACCUCAGGAGCCUUGAGGAGAGAGCAAAUGAGGUUCUGGAGCAAUCCCAGGCAUUGGCCUUUGAGGGUGACCAGCUUGUCCAGAACUCCCACUACGCUGUGGACUCAAUUCUACCCAAGUGCCAUGAGCUGCGUGCCACCAGCGAGGAGCUCAACACCAACCUGAAAGCCAAAAAGGCCCACCUGCUGAAGGCCAUGGAGCUACACCAGAGCCUGGAGAAGGUUGCCAAGUGGUGCGAGGAUGGCAUCUACCUACUGGCUUCCCAACCUGUGGACAAAUGCCAGUCUCAGGAUGGAGCAGAGUCUGCACUGCAAGAGAUAGAGCACUACCUUAGCACAGCUGGACACCACAAUACACUCCUAGACAUCAAUGCCAUUUUGAGGAAUUAUGACUCUGUGCUCAGUCCUGAAUUUAAGGAGCAUGUGGAGAGGGUGUUUCACAAACAGGUGUCCAUGGAGGAGAUGUUUGAGAAGCGCCGCGUCAGUCUCAAGAAGCUGGCAGCAAAGCAGACGCGCCCUGUUCAGCCUGUCGCCCCAAGGCCCGAGGCCUUCAUCAAGUCACCGUUGUCCUCUCCUGUCCGGCUAGGACAUGAGAAAAGCAGAACUGAUGCAAACCCACUGAAUGAAGGCAGCUGCUCAAAGGUGGAGGUCACCCUACGUGGCUCUGGCAAACAGGCCUCUCUGUCAGAUGAAGAGGAGAAUCUGGCCAUACUGCGGCGACACGUGAUGAAUGAACUGCUGGAGACAGAAAGAGCGUAUGUAGAGGAAUUACUCUGUGUGCUCCAGGGCUAUGCUGCAGAGAUGGACAACCCCACCAUGACACACCUCAUUCCCAGCGUGCUGCUGCACAAGAAGGAGGUCCUCUUUGGGAACAUGUCUGAGAUAUAUCACUUCCACAAGCGGACUUUUCUCAGAGAGUUGGAGACAUACACAGAAUGUCCUGAGCUGGUGGGCUGUUGUUUUCUUCAAAGGAUGACCGACCUACAGAUCUACGAAAAGUACUGUCAGAACAAACCUCGAUCAGAAAGUUUGUGGAGACAGUGCUCUGACUGCGCCUUCUUCCAGGAGUGUCAGAAAAAGCUAGAACAUAAACUGGGGCUGGAUUCCUAUCUCCUGAAACCUGUGCAGAGGAUAACAAAAUACCAGCUCUUACUGAGAGAGAUGCUGAAAUACAGUAGGGGUUGUGAGGGAGAAGAGGACCUGCAGGAGGCACUCGCAGCCAUCCUAGGUAUUCUGAAGGCUGUCAAUGACUCCAUGCACCUGAUCGCUAUCACAGGAUAUGAGGGUAACCUGAGCGACCUGGGCAGGCUGCUGAUGCAAGGCUCAUUCAGUGUGUGGACUGAGCACAAGAAGGGCCACGCCAAGGUGAAGGACCUGGCCCGCUUCAAGCCCAUGCAGAGACACCUCUUCCUGCAUGAGAAGGCCCUGCUCUUCUGCAAGAGGAGGGAGGAGAACGGGGAGGGCUACGAGAAGGCCCCUUCCUACAGCUUCAAGCACUCCCUCAGCAUGAGUGCUGUGGGCAUCACAGAAAAUGCAAAAGGAGACAACAAGAAGUUUGAGAUCUGGUGCAACUCUCGAGAGGAGGUCUACAUCGUUCAGGCCCCAACGGCUGACGUUAAAACAGCAUGGGUGAAUGAAAUCCGUAAGGUACUAACCAGGCAGCUGAAAGCUUGCAGGGAGGCCAGCCAGCAAAGGCUUUCAGACCAGAUGCUUCAGUUCUCUGUGAUAAACCCUGCACCUGUUAGCGUCAGCCCAUUAAAAAAUUGUCAGAAGAACACAAAGAAGGGAGAGGAAAGGAGGGCUGAGCCUAGCAGCCCAGAUCCCAACCCCUCGAACUCCCCAACCAGCACAGACAAGGGCAGAGAUGAGACCGUCACAAGCCCCACCAAUGACAGGGCCGCUGUGGCUAAAAAACGCUUUACUUUGCAGGGCUUUAGCAACCUGAAGAGUCAGAAAGGAUCUCCUACUAGCCCAGGCAACAAACACAAACGCCAUGAAAUUAAAAGUGACCCUACUCCAUUUGGCUUCAGAGGGUGGCCCAAGCCCUCGCUCUCAACAGAACCCUCAGAGGAGAAUGAUGACUACUCAAGUACCGAGGACCCCCUGAACUCUGACCCCGAGGAUGAAGGAGGAAAGAAACUUUCUCGAGGCAAGUACACUGUGGUGGCUGACUGUGACAGGGGACAGCCCCAAGAUCUGUUCGUGAAGAUCGGGGACAUGGUGCAGCUGAUCAAGGAGGGAACUGAUGGACAAUGGCUUGUGCGUAACCUAACAAGCAACAGAGAAGUCUGGGUCCCAGCUGCUAACCUGCUGUCUCUUAGGCAGUCCAAGUCCCUGCAGUCCCUCAGUAGUUCAGAGGGUUCCGGAAACCUCAGUACCUCCUCCAGCUGUAGCGAGACCUGCGCCAGCUUCUCCGAUAUCAAAGCCUAAGGCUCUCACCAGCGCUGACAUGUGGCUCCACCAAGGGCCCGGCCACUGUUCCUUUCAGCUACUCCUCCUUCAAAUUCAAGACCAAGUGACAUGGAAUUCACCGGGCUUCCUUGCACAUUAGCAGGUACAUACUGUACUUGGCGGCAGCAUGGAAAGGAUCCAGACAGUGGCAGUGCUGUAAGAGACUUCGGCCCAGAUGUCACUCCCUCCAAGCUACGAAGAGACGCACAGCACUCAAAGCACAAUACAGUCAGCGCUCCUGAGGCUCUUUACAUCACACAGAGAUACAUCUGUUAGCUGCAUGAGUCCAGAUGAUUCCCAGACUGAGCAAAAGGAUCACUGACUCAUGUUCCAGAAUGAAGACCACUUUUCCCAAUGUAUAUAUUGUACUGCGUUACCAGCAAGGGUGCUGGUCUGCAUUGACAGGUCCGUUGAAGAACAGUCUCCCAUAAUGAUGUUAUCCUUUUCACGGAGAAACACUGAUUGUGUUUUAGGAAAGGCCAGCUUUACUGACGAGGCAGAAACGGUGCGUGAGAAACUUGUAUAUAGCUAACUUAUUUCUUGUGAGAGGCUAAGUAUGCAUACAAAAAAAUGUUAUACAUUUUUGUUUCAUAAAAUGUAAAUAUAUGUUCAUAGAACCAUAGGAAAGUCUAUCGGGAAACUGAGCUUUAUUUAUCUGUCUGAUUUUCUGUGUUGGGCUAACAGACCCGGUGUAUAACAUCUGUUUCACAGCAAUAUAAAGACAGAACUGCUCUUUAUAAUUUCACGCCAGGAUAUUUACCCCGUCUUUGUGGUCUCAUACCACAAAACCUAGGUCUCCUCACCCUUUUACUGCAUUACACAUGGUAUUCCGAUAUCUCAAUUUUCAGCUCAUAAUGCUCAUGUUUCACUGCCCAAAUCUGUGGUUUUACUGAUACAUACAUGCUGUGCUUGAUACAGAAGCAUAUAUUUAUUUCAUAUGUGAAUAUAGGGUGCAUUUCACAGAUUUGCUCUUGUUAAGUCUCUUCCCAAGCCGCGCGCUGUUAUCGGAUCAGUGUUGGAGAUUAAAACUGUGCGGAUCUUUUCAUUCAUUGCUCAUCCUAUCAGUUCCUGCCUGC
Messenger RNA from Scleropages formosus (Asian bonytongue), 4866 nucleotides. Its product is annotated as guanine nucleotide exchange factor DBS-like. Gene Ontology annotation, biological process: intracellular signal transduction; positive regulation of Rho protein signal transduction. The coding region runs from base 194 to 3769 and encodes 1191 amino acids. Gene Ontology annotation, molecular function: protein binding; guanyl-nucleotide exchange factor activity. The transcript is spliced from 32 exons. Lineage: Eukaryota; Metazoa; Chordata; Actinopteri; Osteoglossiformes; Osteoglossidae. The record is from RefSeq and is a predicted model, not a curated record. Gene Ontology annotation, cellular component: cytoplasm.